Molecule: messenger RNA, 2867 nt
Organism: Leptidea sinapis
Lineage: Eukaryota; Metazoa; Arthropoda; Insecta; Lepidoptera; Pieridae
Exons: 6
Coding region: 173-925 (250 amino acids)
Source: RefSeq, a predicted model, not a curated record
UCAGUGUUCAGCACUUUACUUCAGCACGCUGCACGAACAUUGAGCAAGUAUAACUUAUAAGCAGCCGCCAGCAGUGCCUUAUGUGAAGCGUUGCGAGUCGUUCGCGUCGCGUUGUGUGUGUUGUGUGUGCUGUGGCCGCGUGCUUCAGUGUCUCCGGCCGCCAGUCACCAGAAUGGGGUGCGCGCGGGGCCUUUGCACCGCUGAGAACCUCUUCAUAUUCAUUAACAUCGCGUUCGCUAUGUACAGCGGCGCGCUGCUGGCGACGGCUGCCCGGCUGGCGUGGGACCCCAGCACGUACACGUGGUUCCGGUUCCUGUGCGCGGCGCAGUAUCGCGUGUCGGCCGCCUACGUGCUGGCGGCGGGCCUGUGGCUGGCCGCGCUGGUGUAUGUGGCCGCGGCAGCCGCGCGAGCGCCGCUACGGCCGCCCGCCGCGCGAGCUGCGCUCAACCUGUACGCGGGCGGCGUGGUGACUCUGGCUGUCAGCGAGGUGGCGUACGGCGCGUGGAUGGGGGCGUCUCUGGCCGCGUGGUGGCGCUCCUCCCCGCGGGCCGAGCUGGCGCGCCGGGGCAUGGACCUGCUGCACGACCUGAAGCCCGCGCUGCUGGCGGUGGAGCGAUACCGGGACGUGGCGCGACCGCUGUACCGCAUCAUAGAGGAGGUGGAGCAGGAGGCGCCCAACAACGGCGUGGUGGUCGCCGUCUUCGGGGCGCUGGGGCUGGUACUGCAGAUUGCAGCGUUCGUGAUGGCGCGGCGGCUAGCCCGCGCAGGGACCCGACCGCCGCCGGCCGGUGAGAGCGGCAGCGUGAGUGACGAGGACAGCGAGUGCGACGUGAAGCGGGCGUCCCCCCCGCGCGCUGCGUCCCCCGCCGCCUGGCAGAAGUCCGCCAACCUGCGCAUGUACACCAUACUCGACAAGAUUUUCUAGCAGGAGGAGCUCCCCGCUGCUGCCCGCGACUCGUGUUACGGGAGCGGGGGCGGGGCGGGCAGCUCAUCAAGACGGGGGCGACGGCGGGGCGCGCGGAGCCGCGGGGGGACGGUGCGGGGGCGCGGGGGAACGGCUCGCUGGGACGCCGUGCACGCGCAGCUACUGGCGUCACGUCCGCUGCGGCCGCAAGUCGCCCCCCCGCCCACCGCACCGCCCGCGCUGCUCAUACUUCACGCAGCGCCCGCCGACGUGUAGCCGCGGCAACUGUGACGUCACCUCCCUCUCUUGUGUCACACCGACAGCGCCCGCUAGAGCUGAGAGACGGAGAGUUGCACGUGCACGCUAGCGGCACCGCCGCACACUUGCCGCUCACUCGCCGCACACUCGCCGCACAACGUUCUCGCCAGUCACGUGUCAAGUGCAGCACGGCGUCAACCAGUUAUGAACGAGGUCGUCUCUUGUGAUAUCUACUCCUUACGACUUAUCUUCUACUUAUGAUUGUUUCGGACAAUACUUUUUAUCAAACCGUAGUUAUAUAAGUCAAAUAUAAAUAUCAAUAUAUUUAUACUCAUUGUAACAAAUUGUUAAAAUGUUAUUGUCUUCAAGAUGUUAUGCGAUAGUUAUUUAGAAUAUUAUAUAAUGAAGUUUUCAUAGUAAGAGCAUUCCGAUAAGCAAGCAUAAUUAAUAAUGUGGUUCUUUUGUAAGCCAAGCGGCUGUUUAAAGUUAGCGCACCAUUAUAAAUAAGGGGGUGAAACUAAAACGCGGUCUAUUUUGACAGGAGAUUAAUGGACACUAAAUUGUUUCAAAACGGUUCUUCAUCUAUUCCGUCUCUUUCUCACACCUAGGUUUUUAUGUAAGGAUGUUAUCUCACUUUCACGCAGGGUUCGUCUAUUACGGAAGUAUACUAAGUUUAUGGUUUAAAUCCGUUGGCGUGACGUUAAACUCUGGACUUUAAAUCGCAAAAACAUUUUUUGAAUGUGAUAACUAUAACUUACUCACAUUGUGUUCAUUCGGACAACGAGUCCUACUGUUUUAUAAUUAAUUAUAUUAGGAACCAAAAUGGCUUCCGCGAGUUAUGUAUGGUAAUGGGUUAUGAUAACUUUUACAAAAACAAAAAAUAUCGAGACUAGCAAUUAUUUUGAUGACAAACGAUAACUGAAUAUUGUAAAAAAAAGUUCUUUAUAAUCAGAACUCAUGUGAACGUCUCUCGACCCUGUCAAACAUGAGAUAAACUGAGAAUGACCGUUUGGAGUGCCCAAGUUCGGCGUCCUAUGACUCGUGGGAGCCGCCUGCCGUCAGUGGUGGUCUGGUGGUGGCUCGUAAAUUAACGGAUGUCCUUUUCCAAUAAUAAUUAUAACUAUGUAAUAUUUACUUAAAACGAAUUAUAUUGUUACAGUAGGGGUUAUGUCGUAUUUACACUCGCACUGCCACGAGGCUGUGUCCAAUGUUUACGUAGUUAGUUAUGUAAGGUUCCUGGAGCUGGUGUCCUAUGGCACACGUGUUCAGUGACGCACCCGACCUGGCUGAUAUUCAAGAAGCUCUCGUAUAUCCUGUGACGUCACACAGGGUUAAACUCUUUCCUCGUCCAGCGCCCUCUGCGAACGAGGUGUAGAUCCACUCUGAAAGGUCGGUCGGGUGGGAGGUGCGCACCGCACGCGCGUCUGUGAACGUGUGCAAGUGGCUUAAGUUAAAAUAUAGCAGUCUUAGAACUGUGAUACUCAUAGUUAUAUUAUAAUACGUUACAUCUUCCACAACACUGUAAUGGUUGUCAAUAACAAACUCGGUGCCAAAUAGAUAAAAUGUGUGCGUGAGUUUGUGUAUGUGUGUGUAUGUAUGUGGAUAGCUGCGAGUGACGUCAAAACAGGCGACACUUAUUAUAUUAGUGUAAUCUACAUAAUCAAACUUGAAAGUUUAAAUUAAAUAAAACUAUAUUUUUGUACUG